Molecule: messenger RNA, 1689 nt
Organism: Racocetra persica
Lineage: Eukaryota; Fungi; Glomeromycota; Glomeromycetes; Diversisporales; Gigasporaceae
Source: the annotation of a GenBank genome assembly
AUGACAUUAAUCAAGGAGAUGGUUAUAAUUGCGGCGUGGCGGUCAUUGCUUUUACGGAAAGAAUUAUCGCCAACGGCGAAAAAGUUGGGAUUAAAGUCUGCGAACACCAGCAAAGAAAUGGGGGCAGACCACCAAGCGGAAGUUGACAAUAAAGCAGGCAAAGUAAAGAAGACUCAUAAUGGAUCCCAAGAGGAAUUAGCCAAAGCACAAAAAUUUUUAGAGGAUCACAUAAAGAGACAAGCAACUACGCCACAGGGAGGAACGAAUGACAUAGAAACCAAAGAUAAGGGGAACGAACAAACAUCUACUGACGCCGGGAGCAGCAGAAGUCCCACCUCUCCAACAUUUAAAGUAAACGAGAUAGAAACCGAGGACGAUUUGGCGGGCACUACAAAUGAAAAAAUUGAUAAACUUCAAAAGGAGAACCGGGAAAAGGACGGAAUUAUUGAUAAAUUAACCAAAGAAAGAGACGAAUACAGCAAACGACUAACAAAGGACCAAUUAAAUAAGUUAGCAGAAAAUAUUAAAAACGGACUAAAAACGGAGGCGGAAGUAAAUAAAGCGGUUGACAAUGCUUGUCAGCAAGAGGCCGAUAAAUAUAAAAAUCAUAUUGACCCGACCAAUAAAGACAAAUUGAAAAAUGCCGCCAAGGAGGCUGGUUUCGGUUUUGAAAAGAAAGACAUUGAUAAUGCUCGGGAAGCCGAAAAAGCCGGCUGGAAGUAUACGCAAAACAAUUUAGACACAGCGGUAAAUAAUGAAAAAGACAAAUAUAAUGCCAAAGAAAGGGGUAUGGUUUCAAAGAAAGAUUAUGAUAAUGUAUUAAAUGGAAAGAAAAAGGUGGAGGAGGAAUUGUCUGUUGAAAAGAAAAGCCGCGAGGGAAUUGAAAAACAGUUAGCCGCCGCUGUCAAAGAAAGUGUUGAAUUAUCAACAAAAUCAGCCGAAGCCGAGCAAAACAAAAAUAGAAGUGAUAAAGCAGCAAAAGAAAAUUAUCAACGAGAAUUAGCCAACAAGGAGGCAGAAAGACAAGCCGAAAAGGAAAAAUUUGAAGAAGAUUUAAAAGACAAACAGCAGACCAUUGAUAGAUUAAGUAAAAUUGUAGGUGAAAAUACAAUAACAGCGAAAGAUUUGGAAUUAGCCCAACAGCAAGUAAAGAUUUUAAGCGACGGGUUAGGACGAGAGAGAACCGAGCAUGCCGCUACUCAACGAGCAUUAGAGGAAACUCAAAAGGGGUUGAAUGCCGCCCAAACCGAACGGGAUAAACGACCAAAUAUUACUAACGAACAUGCGGAAACCGAACGCAACGAUUACCGCAGGAAGCAUGAAGCCGAGCAAACGCAGCACAGGGAAACUAAAAGACUAUUAACCACUGCCAGAGAAGCCCGCGACCAUUACCAAGCUGAGUAUUACAAAGAGAAAGAAAACCAUGAAAGUGCUCAAAAAGAAUUAUACGAAGUCAAAAUUGAACUGAGAACAGAAAAAGAGCAACAUGCUGAUACAGAAAAGCAACUGGAAAAUAAGACGGCAGAAUUAGCGAAUGAAAAGAAAAAAAAAGAAGCAUUUUUGACAAAAGCCCAUGAAUUAGGAGUCCAGUUAACGACAGCAGAAACAGAACGAGACGCGGCCAACACCGACAAACAAAACGCCCAGCAAGAAAGAGAAAACCGCCCAGAUAUAACGCUGGAUGAAUGA